GGCAGCAGGAGGAGGAGGUACAGAGUAGGCGACUUCCCAUUCUGGAAAGACCUUUUUAACGUUAAUUCAUCACCGUGAGCUGGGCAGUUUUAACACCUCAAGAAAUAUGACAGGGGAGACCUCCAGAGCGUUAAGAUUAUGUCGGCAUCAUAUGGCUUUGCUACGAAGAUAUCCUCAUCCUGGCUCAUCGCUCCAAAUAACCAGAUCCUUCAGCUCAGUCAGGGAGGGUAAGCACAGAGGGCUGUUAUGGAAAACUCUCGUUGGCCUCUCUGUUGGCGUGCCUGUUGCGGUGGCUGUUCAGUAUGCUGUGUCAGACCCCAGAGAGAAGAGGAAGAUGAAGAUUGUGAUUGAGGGAUUUGGUCGUUUCUGCAGGUCUCUCUCUGUGGGAAUAUUCAUCUCUGUGGAUUACUGGUGGACCACCAACGUGUCUCUUCGUGGAGUGGAUGAGAGCAGCCCAUCCUUCCUGAGCCAGAUGUCAGCCUGCCACCAGAGGGCAGCAGAGUGCAUGGUGGAGGGCGCUAUAAGGAAUGGAGGGAUAUACAUCAAACUGGGCCAGGGUCUGUGUUCCUUCAACCACCUGCUGCCCCCUGAGUACAUCCGCACACUGCAGGUCCUGGAGGACAAGGCCUUGAACCGGAGGUACAAAGAGGUGGAUGCUCUCUUCCAGGAAGACUUUGACAAAACUCCAGAGCAGCUUUUCAAAACGUUCGACUAUGAGCCCAUAGCUGCAGCCAGCUUGGCUCAGGUGCACAAGGCAGAGCUGUUCAACGGGACCCCCGUCGCUGUGAAGGUGCAGUAUAUUGACCUCAGGGAUCGGUUCGAUGGCGAUAUCAGAACAUUGGAGAUCCUGCUGGAUAUCGUUAAGUUCAUGCACCCCAGUUUUGGAUUUCGAUGGGUCCUCAAGGACUUGAAGGGAACUCUGGCUCAAGAGCUGGACUUCGAGAACGAGGCCAGGAACUCGGAGCGGUGCGCAGAGGAGCUGAAGCACUUUAAAUUCAUAGUUAUACCCAAAGUCUUCUGGGAGCAAACCAGUAAGAGGGUGUUGACGGCGGAGUUUUGUCACGGCUGUAAGAUCAACAACGUGGAAGAAAUUAAGCGUCAAGGAAUAAGUUUGAAAGAUACUGCAGAUAAGCUGAUCAGAACAUUUGCAGAGCAGAUUUUCUACACCGGUUUCAUCCACGCAGACCCUCAUCCUGGAAACGUUCUGGUUAGACGAGGUCCUGACAAAAAGGCGGAGUUGGUGCUGUUGGACCACGGCCUUUACGAAUACCUCAGUCAGUGUGACAGAGAGGCGCUGUGUAAACUGUGGCGGGCUAUCAUCCUAAGAGACGAGGCGGCGAUGAAGAAGUACUCCACUGCGCUCGGAGUCGAAGAGUACUUCCUGUUCAGUGAGAUGCUGCUGCAGCGACCAAUCAACAUGCACAAGCUAGGUCUGUCCAACAUCCUGAGCAAAGAGGAGACGGUCUACAUGCGCGACAUGGCCAUCAACCGCUUUGAGAGCAUCAUGCAGGUGCUGAAGUUGAUGCCUCGGCCCAUGCUGCUGGUCUUCAGGAACAUCAACACGGUCCGGAGCAUCAACAUCACUCUGGGAGCGCCGGUGGACCGCUACUUCGUCAUGGCCAAGAGUGCGGUGCGAGGCUGGGGGAAGAUCCAAGCAGAAAAGGAGGGAAUUCUGCCCCGGCUGUGGAUCUUCCGCUGGUGGAGGACAACAUGGGAAAACCUUAAAUUUGAAGUAGCUUUAAGAUCAGAGAUGGCCAUGAUGGGCCUGACACGAGCCUUCCUAAAGCUCCUGGAGACGUUGGGUUUCACAACGCUGGAUGCAGACUUGUACGAGUACCUCAGAUAGCAACGUCUCAGAGCUUUUUUUUUUACCUGUUGUAGCAGCUGGACAUGCUGCUGGUUCUGGUGCAAUUUAUGAAAACACCAAAUUACAGUGUCGGGAUGGGCGAGCGGCUGGACUUCGGUGCACCGAGCCCGACCUAAGACACAACCCAGCUGUUUUUAAACCAUUUUUAGUUAAUUUCAGGACAACUUAAAAAAAAAAACUAGUGAUGUUAUAUUUUAUAUAAGUCGAACAAUCCUGUAUAAACAAUGUGGAACCGAGUCUGUGCAAUCUCUAUGUAUGUACGUAGCUACGAAACAAAGACACAACUGACCAAACUUCAGUGUUUCAGCCUCUUUGUCUGUAACUCGGCAGUUAAAGGAACAGUCCUCCUAAAAUAAUGCUUGAUUAAAUGUUUUACC
This is a messenger RNA of Melanotaenia boesemani (Boeseman's rainbowfish), 2244 nucleotides long. It is a transcript of the gene adck5, whose product is annotated as aarF domain containing kinase 5. The record is from RefSeq and is a predicted model, not a curated record. The transcript is spliced from 15 exons. Bases 107 to 1846 code for a protein of 579 amino acids. Lineage: Eukaryota; Metazoa; Chordata; Actinopteri; Atheriniformes; Melanotaeniidae.